GGGCGUUUGAUUUUUUUUACCCUGGCUUUUUUGGCACACUCUUCAGAAAAAGGAUCCAAAUACAGAUCAAUAUUUUUUUCACAAUCUUCUUACGAAGUUCUUGGCACUGCUCUACACUUGUUGAUUUUGAACGAAAUAUGCAAUAAAAGUCGAUCACCAUUGAACAGAUUGUGGCCAACGAUACCUUUUCACAUUCAGCUGCCAUUUAUUCCAGCAAAGCAUCGUUGAUCGCCGUCAGAUGGCCGCAUAUGCGGCAAAGCGCACCGGAGUGCAUUUGCUAACGCGGUUCGCCGGGCUAACUCGAUUUGAUAGCUCCCGGAGUUUAUGUCAGCACUCGGGCUCCCACGGCAAGGGAUUCUUCUUCGUGGACACUCUGGCUCUUGUUAGGAAAUUGGAAGCUCAAGGAGUGCCUUCGAAGCAAGCGGAGGCCAUCACAGCUGCUAUAACGGAAGUCUUGAAUGAUAGCUUGGAAAGUGUAGCUCAGUCACUUGUUUCAAAAUAUGAAUUGCAGAAAAUUGAAAUGACUCAUGAAGCCAAUUUGUCAAAAUUCAAAUCCGAAGUUCAGAGUUCUCAGGAAUCUCACUUCUCUGUGUUGCAACAUGAGACUGAAAAGCUCAAGAGUGAUAUUGAAAAGAUGCGUAGUGAAUUGAGGUAUGAAAUUGACAAAGCAACUGCUGGACAUAGACUGGAUCUGAAUCUUGAGAAGGGGAGAAUUCGGGAUGAGUUAGCAAAUCAAAACCAGGAAACAACUAGCCUUACAAACAAACUUGAUAGAGAGAUUCACGCUCUAAGGGCGCAAUUGGAGGCAGCUAAAUACGAUGUGAUAAAAUAUUGCAUAGGCACUCUUGUUUCUAUAUCUGCUGUUGGCUUGGCUGUAGUCCGGAUCCUCAAGUGAUAUGUUGCUUUGCCCUGAUUUCUUAAUUGCCAGAGGUUAGAAGAGGCUCCUUACCCUUCGCCAUUCAUGAUAACUGGAAUGUUUAUUGAAGAGAAGUAGAACCACAUAAUAGUGCAGAGGGAAGUGCUUCCUGAUUGGAAAUGUAAUUGUAUCUUUAGUAUGUUAUGAUUCGCCCAAUCACUUCAGAGAUGAGAUUUUGCUUUCUCCAUCACAUUGUAUCAAUGCUUUGGGUUCAUGGCAAAAUAUUUCAGUCGAAUUUAAUGCAUUUUCCCAGUUUCAUAUACUGCCAGUCACUGUUCUUCAGCGGAAUUGAAUCUUUUGCUUGAGAAAGUUCUCUAAAUAACAAGUAGGGGUCGGAAUAG
Messenger RNA from Cuscuta europaea, 1257 nucleotides. The record is from the annotation of a GenBank genome assembly. Lineage: Eukaryota; Viridiplantae; Streptophyta; Magnoliopsida; Solanales; Convolvulaceae.